This is a messenger RNA of Apis florea (little honeybee), 1616 nucleotides long. It is a transcript of the gene l(2)41Ab, whose product is annotated as lethal (2) 41Ab. Gene Ontology annotation, cellular component: cytoplasm. NCBI's taxonomy places the organism in Eukaryota, Metazoa, Arthropoda, Insecta, Hymenoptera, Apidae. Gene Ontology annotation, biological process: axoneme assembly. The record is from RefSeq and is a predicted model, not a curated record.
UACUUCGCGACUGUUAAUAUGGUUACCAUAAAAUUGAAACAUAAAUAAAUCUUUCAGUAUUGCAAGAAAAAGUUUAAAGAAGAAGAUUAAACAUUUCAUAUAUACAUAUAUAGAUUAAUUCUAUUUAAGUGAAUAUAUAAAAAAGAUAAAAAAUAUUUUUUUUAAAAAACAGUUUCUAAGUAAUUAAAAAAUUCAUAAUAGAGCACAAUAAAUUGUGUUUGAAUUAUGGCAACUACAUUACAUAUUCUGAAUCCAAAUGAUAAUUUGAUGAAAAAAUUUCAAGAAACACUACAUACACAUUUAUUGCAUGUUGAUAAUAAACUUUCAGAAGAAAUACUCAAUCUUGAAACAUCAAUAAAAUGUGCAGAAAAAGAAUUAGAAUCAGAAGCUAUACAACUUUAUCAAAUGCAACAAGAUGUUCAACGUCAACAUACAAUGUUACAACAAUAUAUAGAAGCAUUGUCAAAAGUCACAUUUUUGAGAGAGAAAAAAAAAUAAUAAUAUAGAAAAUGCUAAAGAAAUUCUAAAACAAAAUUAUUCAAAAUUGAAAGAAGAAAAAGAUAAAAAAGAAAAACUAUCUCAAAAAUUAAAAAAUUUAUUGGAAUUUCAUUCUUAUUUGUCUAAAUGGGAGAAAGAAUUAAAUAAUCAUUUAAUUAUAUCUAAACAAUUGUCAUUACAAGAUAUUAAUAGAAAUAAGAUAUUGAUUAAUAAAAAACAACAAAGAGAUUUCAUAUUAUAUCGAUUAAAAGAAGAAAUAUGGAAAAUUGAAUCAGAAAUAGCUUAUUUUGAUGAGCAAUUACAAAUUAAAAACAAAGAAAAAGAAGAUGCUAAUAAAAUGAUAAUUGAUGCAAAUACAGAUUUAGAAACUCUGCAUACAGAACAUAAAGAUUUACAUAAUAUAUGGAAAUCUGUAGUAACUAAUAUUUCUAAAAGAAGUAAUAUUCAUGAUCAAUUAUAUUUUGAACAAAAAGAAGCACAUAAGUUAUACAAUGGAUUAUUAUUAGAAAUACAAAAAGUAAAUAAAGAAAUAGAAAAAGAAAUGGAAAAUAAUGAAUAUUUGACAUCAUGGAACUUUCGAAUAGAAAAUAAUAUUAAAAUUACAUCACGAGCAAUAUCAAUGUACAAUGAAAAAAUUGCAAAAAAUAAAGAAGAAUUAUUAAACUUAACUAAAAUUAAUGAACAAACAGAAUAUGAUUAUAAUGUUAUAUUUAGUGUAUGUUAAAUAUGUUAUAAUUGUUAAAUUAAAAUAUUACAACUAUUAUUAUAAACUGAUAUAAUUUCAGAAAUAUCAAAAUUAUCUUUAUGAAGAAGAACAAGUAAUAAAAAGCUUGAAACUACUUUUCAAAAACAAAAUAAUUUAGAAAAAACAAUAUUUGAAAAACUGGAAGAAAAAAUUAUAUGCAAUAAGACAACUAAAUAUAUAAAUGAAUUAUUAAUGAGUACAAAAAAUAUUGUACUAGAAUAUGAAAUUUCAAUUGCACGUAUAGAAAAUACAUAUGGAAAUAAUCUCUUACAAUUAGAAAAACUUAAAAAUCUCAUUGAAUUAAAAAAACAGAAUUAUUGGAAUUGACACAGAAGAAUACUGGGAAAGAAAAACAAAUAGAUGAAUUACAAAA